This is a messenger RNA of Oreochromis aureus, 1204 nucleotides long. It is a transcript of the gene tmem141, whose product is annotated as transmembrane protein 141. The record is from RefSeq and is a predicted model, not a curated record. NCBI's taxonomy places the organism in Eukaryota, Metazoa, Chordata, Actinopteri, Cichliformes, Cichlidae. The transcript is spliced from 5 exons. Bases 109 to 486 code for a protein of 125 amino acids.
CACGGAACUUUCAUAACAGUACAUCUACAGCAAGCUAUGGACUAAGAAGUUAGUGAAUGAGCUAAAGUGGUUAUUUCUUAUUAAAAAAAACUUACCUCUAGCUUCAACAUGGUUAAUCUGGGGCUCACCAAAGUGGACGACGCGUUGGUGGCCAAACAUCCGGGUUUGGAGAGCUACGCCGCCUGUCAGUCUCAUGCUUUCAUGAAGGGGUCUGGGACCUUUGUGCUGGGUGUUGCAGGUUUUUUUGCUAUUCAGAAGGCCCUACAGAGGAAGCUUCCUUAUCCCCUUCAGUGGAACCUGCUCAUUUCAAUAGUGGCAUCAUCAGUGGGCAGUUACGCAGUGACUCGUUGGGAAACACAGAAAUGCUCAGACCUCUGGUUGCUCCUAGAAACAGGCAAAGUCCCAGACAGGUCGCCACCUUCAGUACCCCAACAAGAGGAACCAACAGCACCACAGAAGACAAAAUAUGGCGACGUGAUGGAAUGAAAAAGUUUCAAACAAAUUUUGUUAUCUACAAUAUAAAGAUUAUAAAUAUGUAAAGAGAAACAGCUCAGGGGUGCUCUGCACAUUUUGCAUGGCCCACAUGAUUGUGUAUUAUAUUUAUUCUGGUUGUGGAGAUCUUAAAUUUCAUAACAGUCUCAAUGUGUGGAUUAAAAAAAAAAACCUUGGGUUUUCCUGACUCAGAGGUCAGGAAUUAGUUGUGGGAUUUUAGUAGGAAUUAGAUGUAAAGCUUGUGAUCCGGUGUUGUUGUUAUUAAUAUUUGGAUGUGUUGGGUUGUCGUGCAACAGAAUUAACAGUGCACUUCCAAAACCAGCUUCUACUUGUUACUGUAAAGCUAAUGGUGUAGAGCUGCUUAUUGGAGUCUCUGGUAGGAAAAACCAGUAAAUGACAAGCAAGUUACUAACCUUUUAUUUAAACAUGUGCCUGAACUACGCAGAGUAAAUCAUGUGGGGACAGUUCUUCCUUUUAAAUCCUUGCCUUCUCACAGUAACAGCAUAUUAAUCCUGACAAUGUUUAGCUUUCAGCCCCUGGACGUCUAAUGGUUCAGGUGUGCUGUAAUAGAGUCUUCAGGUUACCUUUUUUUGUCUGCAUUAGGACAGACUGAGAAGAAUUCAGCGUUUUUCCUGUAAAAGCUUUUGCUUGAACUCCAUUCUGCUAAUAACCUUGUAAUACUUUCUUCAAUAAUAUGUAAAAUAACAAAGUA